CAGGCCUUAAGCAUUAAGUAGGCCUUGAACAUGCUUACUGAAUACUGACAGCGAGUUCAAAAUUUAUGGUGAUUUCGUCUUUUUAAAGCAUAAUAGCAAAUAGUCGUAUCAUAUCAUAACAAUCUUUUAUUCAUUGAAUUUGAACGGUGCACUGUUGUUUUGAAACAAUGUCGGAAGAGCAACGACAAAAAGAAUCCGAAGUGGUACAAGAAUUCAAGCUAGACCCAGAUAAUGAACUUCGUUUUGAAGUUGAAAGCAAAGAGAAAGCCACCCUGGAAUUAAAAUCUGGAUUGGCGGAAGUAUUUGGAACAGAAAUUGUUAAAGGAAAAGUGUACACUUUUGGUGGUGGCUCAAAAAUUGCUGUGUUCACAUGGCAAGGUUGUCUUUUAGAAUUAAGAGGAAAAACAGAAGCUGCAUAUGUUGCCAGAGAAACACCUAUGAUCAUUUAUCUUAAUACCCAUGCUGGCCUGGAACAGAUACGGAAAAAGGCUGAUUCUGAUGAGACCAAAAGAGGGCCAAUUGCAAUGGUUGUUGGUCCAACAGAUGUUGGAAAAUCAACUGUUUGUAAAUUGCUACUGAACUAUGCUGUAAGAAUGGGUAGAAGGCCCAUAUAUGUUGAUUUAGAUGUUGGCCAGGGCCAACUUUCCAUUCCUGGCACUAUUGGUGCUAUGGCAAUCGAGCGUCCUGCAGAUGUUGAAGAAGGAUUUUCUCAGGUCUGCCCACUGAUAUACCACUAUGGCUACAAAGAACCUGGAAGUAAUGUGAUGCUGUACAAUUUACUUGUCACGAAGUUAGCCCAAACAGUGGCAGAAAGAAUGGAAGCGAACCGACAGAAUGCUGUUAGUGGUGUGAUUAUCAAUACUUGUGGUUGGAUCAAAGGGCAGGGCUAUCAAAUGCUUAUUCACGCUGCAAAAGCAUUUGAAGUUGAUCUAAUAAUUGUUCUUGACCAAGAACGGCUUUACAACGAACUAGUGCGAGACUUACCUGAAACUGUGAAAGUUGUAUUCCAACCGAAGAGUGGCGGAGUCGUUGAAAGAAGUCGACAAGCUAGAAUAGAGGCCCGAGAUCAGAGAAUACGUGAAUAUUUCUAUGGUUCAGCAGCCCAGUUUUACCCACACUCGUUUGAAGUCAGAUUUUCCGAUGUAAAAAUAUUCAAAAUUGGGGCUCCAGCCUUGCCAGAUUCGUUAAUGCCACUAGGAAUGAAAGCGGAAGAUCAACUUACGAAACUGGUCACCGUACAACCAAGUCAACAGUUGCUGCAUCACUUGAUAUCAAUUAGUAUGGCUGAAUCUGGAGACGAUGACAUCAUACAAACAAACGUCACUGGAUUUAUUUGCGUGAACAACGUCGACUUGGAACGGCAGAUGCUCACAGUUUUGUCACCUCAGCCCCGACCAUUACCUCGAACCCGAUUGCUCAUAUCUGACAUCCAAUAUAUGGACUCCCACUAACCUUUGCUGAUUGCUCAAGUCAAACACUCACAUACAUACCAGUAUUCCUAUCACACAAAGGACACCCUUAUAAAAUACUUAAAUGAAAAACCACAUGAUGAAACACUGCUCGAGGAAUUGGUUUAUCUGACCAAAAAUUUUUACGAAUUAAAAGCUUGCCACUUAAUGUUCCACAGAAAUCGCACUUAACGACACAAAUCAGCCAUUGUAAAUUUUCAAGAGGGUAGCAAGCAAAGGUGCAACAAAUAUCCUAAUGAAUAAGAUCGUUAUAUUUUGAAAACUGCCUUCAAAGGGACGGCAACUGAAGCCCAACGCAGAAUGCAAGUGGUGGAUUGCAAUCUGUUUGAAAUACUUGUCGACAAAGAAACGAGCGCAGUAUACUGAAUACGAUCAGCUAAGUACACUUAGAGACAGCCAAAAUAAUACACCCAACAUUUCGUGAGA
Molecule: messenger RNA, 1895 nt
Organism: Daphnia magna
Lineage: Eukaryota; Metazoa; Arthropoda; Branchiopoda; Diplostraca; Daphniidae
Gene: cbc
Product: protein CLP1 homolog
Exons: 9
Coding region: 168-1451 (427 amino acids)
Biological process (GO): tRNA splicing, via endonucleolytic cleavage and ligation
Cellular component (GO): mRNA cleavage factor complex; nucleus
Molecular function (GO): polynucleotide 5'-hydroxyl-kinase activity
Source: RefSeq, a predicted model, not a curated record